AUGCCGCCCAAUGGAGCCCAAGCCGGCGAUGUCGUGGCAUCGUCUGCCUCGGGCACGACAUUUUUGAUUCUGAUUCAAUUGGCUUCCAGAGUCUUCACUUUUGCUUCAAAUCAACUCAUCUUGCAUUCCCUUUCGCCAAUUGUGCUAGGUAUUGCUGCCCAGCUCGAACUCUACCAGGUGUCGAUCCUGUAUUUCUCCAGAGAGAGUAUUCGUCUAGCGAUUCAGAGACAGCCUUUGGCACAGGCAUCCACAUCGAAACGGCAGGGGUUCAAGCAGCUCGAGUCUGCCUCACGAGACGGACAAUCAGAGGCAUCUCAGUCUGUUGUGAACGUGUCCUAUUUGAGUCUGCUUCUGGGAAUUCCGUCUGCAAUCGUCUUCACUUUGCUCUAUGAGCGCCUGGCACCGAAGCAAGCACACGGAAUUCCCUUCUUUAGAGAAAGUGUAAUUGUGACGGGAAUGGCUUCAUUCAUGGAGCUCAGUAUUGAGCCAUGUUUUGCAGUCAUUCAGCAGAACAUGUGGUAUGACAAACGCGCAGCCGUGGAGAUGCCUGCGGCCUUCCUCAAAAGCCUCACCACCUGUUGCGCUUUCAUUUAUGCAUCAAGAACCGGCCAAAAUGCCGGAGCUCUACCUUUUGCAUUGGGCUACAUGGCUUACUCGAUUGCUCUCAUAUUUGGCUAUUCCUUUUCUUUACUGUGGGCUGCGGAUGAAAGGCGCUUCUCUUUUCUCCCCGUGCGUAUACAAUCCAGCAAUGUAUCCGAUUAUUUUCUGGGUAGAUUUUCUCAUCGGCUCACUUCAAUCGCCGCAAGUGUUUCCCUGCAAUCACUGGUGAAACAUGUUCUGACGCAGGGUGAUUCCAUGAUGCUUGCGGCCUUAUCAAGCCUGGAAGAUCAGGGUAUUUACUCACUAGCAUCCAACUACGGGGGUCUCAUUGCCCGCAUCGUUUUUCAACCGCUGGAGGAAAGUAGCCGAAACCUGUUUUCCACCCUACUCAGCCCCGACAAGAGUGGAAAGCGAGAUAAGCAACAUGUUCGCCUUGCCAAAGACCAUGUGGUUGACCUCCUGCGUGCUUAUCAGCUGUUGGCUGUUCUGAUCUUUCCACUCGGCCCUGUCAUGGUGCCUCGGGGUCUACAGAUCCUAGGGGGUCGUCAAUGGGCCUCCUCCAAUGUCGGUGAUCUGCUAUCGUUAUAUUGCUACUACAUCCCGUUUCUUGCCUUUAACGGAAUUACUGAAGCUUUCGUGUCAUCUGCAGCCAGCCCACGGGAGAUCCGGAAGCAGACGGCUUGGAUGGGCGUUUUUUCCGUAUGUUACGCCCUAGCAGCCUUUUUAUUCCUGGAAAUUGGGUCCAUGGGUGCAUAUGGCCUUGUACUAGCCAACAUCGUGAACAUGAUUGUCCGUACUCUGUGGAGCUACAAUUUCAUCCAGUCGUAUCUACGUCGACACGGCGACGAUCUUAUUAUUGGCGACGUGAGCAUCCAACCAGCCAGUUACAUUACGGGGGCUAUCGCUACAGCGACACUGGCCUCCCCCGCACUGUCGAUAUCGAGUUUGGGUAUCAUCUCUGCGAUUUCAUUGAGUGGCGCCUAUUGUCUUCUGAUGUAA
Molecule: messenger RNA, 1599 nt
Organism: Penicillium atrosanguineum
Lineage: Eukaryota; Fungi; Ascomycota; Eurotiomycetes; Eurotiales; Aspergillaceae
Product: oligosaccharide translocation protein RFT1
Exons: 2
Coding region: 1-1599 (532 amino acids)
Biological process (GO): glycolipid translocation; dolichol-linked oligosaccharide biosynthetic process
Cellular component (GO): endoplasmic reticulum membrane
Source: RefSeq, a predicted model, not a curated record